Messenger RNA from Peromyscus leucopus (white-footed mouse), 2357 nucleotides. It is a transcript of the gene Tmem209, whose product is annotated as transmembrane protein 209. The transcript is spliced from 15 exons. The record is from RefSeq and is a predicted model, not a curated record. The coding region runs from base 75 to 1766 and encodes 563 amino acids. Gene Ontology annotation, cellular component: membrane. NCBI's taxonomy places the organism in Eukaryota, Metazoa, Chordata, Mammalia, Rodentia, Cricetidae.
CCUGGGGUUCAGCCAGGGGAGGAUGUGGCCGGAAGUCCUGCCACUUUAGUGGAAGGGAAGAAAGACACAGAAGGAUGACUAAAAUGCAAGGAGAAGUAGGCCCCAGUGCUUCUCUGAUUGACAGAACCAUCAAGAUGAGGAAAGAAGCAGAAACUAGGAAAGUGGUUUUAGCCUGGGGGCUCCUGAAUGUCUCCAUGGCUGGAAUGAUAUACACUGAAAUGACUGGAAAGUUAAUUAGUACAUAUUAUAAUGUGACAUACUGGCCCCUCUGGUAUAUUGAACUUGCCCUGGCGUCUCUCUUCAGUCUUAAUGCCUUGUUUGAUUUUUGGAGAUACUUCAAGUAUACGGUAGCACCGACAAGUCUGGUGGUUAGCCCCGGGCAGCAAGCGCUGGUGGGGCUGAAAACGGCCGUCGUGCAGACUACACCUCCCCGGGAUCUGGCAGCCACUCAAGUCCCUCCCUCGCCACCUUCCCCUUCAAUCCAGGGUCAGAGUGUACUGAGUUAUAGCCCGUCUCGGUCCCCCAGCCCCAGUCCCAAGUUUGCCGCCAGCUGCAUGACUGGGUACAGCCCUCAACUGCAAGGUCUGUCGUCAGGUGGCAGUGGUUCCUAUAGCCCUGCUGUGACCUACUCUCCUCUCAGUGGUUAUAAUAAGUUGGCAAGCUUUAGUCUGUCCCCUUCUUCUCCAUACCCCACCACUGUGGGCCCAGUGGAGAGCGGUGGGGUGAGGUCCCGCUACCGUUCCUCCCCCACGGUCUAUAACUCACCUACUGACAAAGAAGACUACAUGACAGACCUGCGGACUCUGGACACUUUCCUUAGGAGUGAGGAGGAGAAGCAGCACCGAGUUAAGCUGGGGAGCCCAGACUCCACCUCCCCUUCCAGCAGCCCCACCUUCUGGAAUUACAGUCGUUCCGUGGGGGACUAUGCACAAACCUUAAAGAAGUUUCAGUAUCAGCUGGCCUGUAGGUCUCAGGCCCCAUGUGCUAACAAAGAUGAAGCUGAUCUCAGUUCUAAGCAAGCUGCAGAAGAGGUCUGGGCAAGAGUGACAAUGAAUAGACAGCUUCUUGACCACAUGGAUUCAUGGACAGCCAAGUUUAGAAAUUGGAUCAAUGAGACAAUAUUAGUGCCACUUGUGCAAGAGAUCGAGUCUGUCAGCACUCAGAUGAGACGGAUGGGCUGUCCUGAGCUACAGAUAGGAGAGGCGAGUGUUACCAGCUUGAAGCAAGCUGCCCUGGUCAAAGCUCCUCUCAUCCCAACUCUGAAUGCAAUUGUGCAGUAUUUAGACCUAACACCAAAUCAGGAGUACUUGUUUGAAAGAAUCAAAGAACUUUCUCAGGGAGGCUGUAUGAGUUCGUUCCGGUGGAACAGAGGCGGAGACUUCAAAGGGCGCAAGUGGGAUACAGACCUGCCCACUGAUGCUGCUAUCAUCAUGCAUGUGUUUUGCACCUACCUUGACUCCAGACUACCUCCACACCCUAAGUACCCCGAUGGGAAAACAUUCACUUCUCAACACUUUGUUCAGACACCAAAUAAACCAGAUGUCACCAAUGAAAAUGUGUUUUGUAUUUACCAGAGUGCAGUCAACCCUCCACAUUAUGAGCUAAUCUAUCAGCGCCAUGUUUACAAUCUUCCAAAGGGCAGAAAUAACAUGUUUCAUACAUUGUUGAUGUUCCUGUACAUCAUAAAGACCAAAGAGUCAGGAAUGCUUGGGAGAGUUAAUCUUGGGCUCUCUGGUGUGAAUAUUUUAUGGAUUUUUGGAGAGUAGUUCAUCAUUUAAUCCCAAACAUUUGGAUUUUGACUCUAAUUGGCCUGGAAGAAGUUGAAGCUGAGCAUCUCCGAGGAAGCGCCUCUUCUGAAAUAGGAUGUGUGCUUUGCAGACUUGUUAGAUGUAACAAGAACGAGCUAUUAGGAAGCUUCUUCUGACAUAACAACGCCUGUGUCUUCUACCCCACGAACUUUGAUUCCAUUGGAUGACUCUAAAACUGCAGCCCCAGGAUGUGAACUGGUGCAGUCCCCUUGACUCAGUGAGGCCAGGACGCCUCUCCACUGUAACCCCAGGGAGAACCAGCACUUGACAAACUGUAUUUCCUUGUUGUGUAGGAGUGUCAGUACUCACAGUGAACCUUGCUAGUUUUCUUUGUUGUGUCUCUAGAUUUCCCCAGUGUUCUACAAGUCAGCCUAAAGCUGAAAUGAAUUUCUCAGUGAUGUAGUAAUUAAUCCUGCUGAGCCGUCUCCCCAGCCCCCAUUGGUUUUUUAAUAUUAAAAGAGAUUUGAUAAUAUUGGCAUCUUGAAAGGUCACACUUGCAUUAAAUUUAGCUGAUAAAAUUAAACUUUCGGGUUUUAGUUAAAUGUCUAA